Molecule: messenger RNA, 1753 nt
Organism: Vespa crabro (European hornet)
Lineage: Eukaryota; Metazoa; Arthropoda; Insecta; Hymenoptera; Vespidae
Gene: Syx5
Product: syntaxin-5
Exons: 5
Coding region: 372-1487 (371 amino acids)
Biological process (GO): vesicle fusion; intracellular protein transport; endoplasmic reticulum to Golgi vesicle-mediated transport
Cellular component (GO): SNARE complex; Golgi membrane; endomembrane system
Molecular function (GO): SNAP receptor activity; SNARE binding
Source: RefSeq, a predicted model, not a curated record
AUACGUAUUUCUUUGUCAUCUGUAAUUAGUAACAAAUUCUUUUAAUUUAUCGCAAGUUGGUAAUUGUUGUACCACGUGUACAGAGGAGUUUCUUUUUCUUUUCUUUUUUUUUUAUUAAUAAGAAAGUGAGCGAGAGAGAGAGAGAGAGAGGGAAAGAGAGAACGAGAGCAAGAGAGGGAGGGGAUGGGAUGAGUGAACGUGUCGCGACAUUUGAUCGUAAUGAUCAUAAUAUGGCGUAAAGUGUAUUUCAUAAUUAAACUGUCAUGUGUACGUGUAUAUUAGAAAGUAUAAGCAAAGCGAUAUUGAAAAUUUGAGAUUAUUACAAUAAAGAAAAUCUCAUAGUAGGAAAACGUAAAAAAUUUGAGGAUGCGAUGCCCGCACGUAGACGAUACGUUGGUUACGAGUCAGAAAAUGAUUUUGUGAUUACAAACUCAAACAGUGAACGGCGAAAUAUUGACACGAAACAACAAUAUUACGAUGAAACUCGUAAUGUCGGUGGUUUAGAGGAAAAACAUUUUGAGCAACGUGAUAUAUCACCAUCACCACCAAUAACUAUGACGGCACGCGAUAGAACUAAUGAAUUUAUUAAUGCUAUAAGAACAAUGCAGGAUAAAACAGUCGUUAGAACGACUAAUCAGCAUAAUCCAAGAAGGGCUAGACAAAUGCAAAGUUAUUCCAAUUUUAUGAUGGUCGCUAAGAGUAUCGGAAAGAACAUUGCAAACACUUAUACCAAAUUGGAGAAACUUGCUCUAUUGGCCAAAAAGAAAUCUAUAUUCAACGACAGACAAAUGGAAAUCGAAGAAUUAACAAAUAUUAUAAAGACGGAUUUAAAAAGUUUGAAUCAUCAAAUAGGCAAGUUACAAGAUAUAGGAAAAAUUCAACGAGAAAGUUUCUCCUCUACUCAAGGGAAUCAUAUUGCUUCUCACUCUUCAUCUAUAGUGAUGGCCCUACAAUCAAAACUUGCAAAUAUGUCCAAUCAUUUUAAAAGUGUUCUGGAAGUUCGUUCUGAGAAUAUGAGAGAGGAACAAACAAGAAGACAACAAUUUUCACAAGGAUCUGUAUCCACCAUGUUACCUCCCAGCGUAGUUUCCGGGAGACAAGGUUCCUUGUUACUUCAAGAACAAGAAUCUAAUUCUUCGGUUGCAAUAGACCUUGAACCAGCAAUGAGUCAAUUGUCAAUGCAACAAGUUUUACAAGACGAUACGGAUACAUAUGUGCAGUCACGUGCAGAGACCAUGCAGAAUAUAGAAUCGACAAUAGUCGAACUGGGUGGUAUUUUCCAGCAACUGGCUCAUAUGGUUAAAGAACAGGAGGAGAUGGUAGAAAGAAUAGAUAGCAAUAUAGAAGAGACUGAAUUAAAUGUGGAAGCUGCGCAUGUUGAAAUAUUAAGAUAUUUCCAAUCGGUGACAAAUAAUAGAUGGUUGAUGAUUAAGAUAUUUGCUGUCCUCAUAUUUUUCUUUAUCUUUUUUGUAGUAUUUUUGGCAUAAGAUUAUUUCGAAUUUAAGUAUAUCUGUUUACAUUUAUGUUAUGUUACCGUUCAUCAUUAUUUUACUAUUAUCCAUAUUCAGUAUUUGUGAUAUAUAAAGUAAAUAUAAUUCCAAGAAAAAUAUAAUUUUUACGGGACACGUAUCACGUAAAACUGUAGGAACACUCAACUGCAUUCCUUAAUACUUCCACUAAAUUAUUGAUUAUUAUUGCUGUAUAAAGGAGGAUUUCUGAUAUUGGAAAAUAAAUAAAUAAUUUUUAAAGCUUA